This is a messenger RNA of Solea senegalensis (Senegalese sole), 1120 nucleotides long. RefSeq names its product fibromodulin-like. The record is from RefSeq and is a predicted model, not a curated record. The transcript has 3 exons. Bases 46 to 1089 code for a protein of 347 amino acids. Gene Ontology annotation, molecular function: protein binding. Lineage: Eukaryota; Metazoa; Chordata; Actinopteri; Pleuronectiformes; Soleidae.
GAGAGCAAGGAAGGAAGCGUCGCUCCCCAUCAACGGGCCGUGAUCAUGCAGUCAGUGGCGCUCCUCCUCAUAAUAAUGGGACUAGUGGAUCUGAGCUUGGGUCAGCAUCACAGCCAGUUCCAAUGGCUGUCCCGUCUGCGAGGGCGGCGUCGGCAUGCCAGUUUGCAGGCCGAUGACACGGACUGUCCCCUGGAGUGUGACUGCCCCUCGGCCUUUGUUACAGCUAUGUACUGUCACAAUCGCAACCUUCAGCAUGUUCCCUACGUGCCCUCACAUAUGAAGUAUGUCUACCUGCAGCAUAACCAAAUCACAGGCAUCCAGGACGGAGUGUUUGACAACGCUACCAACUUGGUCUGGGUCGUGUUGUUCGGCAACCAGCUCAGCUCGGACAAAAUUGGCAAGAACGUCUUCAGCAAGCUCAAGAAGCUGAAUCGGCUUCUUUUGGAUCACAACGAGCUCACCCACGUUCCUCCUAACUUGCCCAAGUCUCUCACUGACCUGCGGCUCGGUCACAACAAGAUCUCAAAAAUCCUCCCCGGCUCGUUUGAGGGCAUGGUCGACCUCACUACCCUUCACCUCCAAGCAAACGCCAUAGACAACGCCCAAGGUGUGUCCAAGGGACUGAAGUCUCUGACCGUGCUGGAUAUGAGGAAAAACAAGCUGAGGGAAAUUCCUGACGACCUCCCCGAGAUGCUGCAGCAGCUCUACCUGGAGUUUAAUGACAUCGAGAGUGUGCCGGCGGGCUUUUUCACCAGCCAUCCCACACUGCAGUUUGUCCGCUUGGCUCAUAACAAGUUGACAGAUAAAGGACUUCCAUCCAGCGUCUUCAACGUCAGCACACUCAUCGAGCUUGACCUGUCCUUUAAUAAACUGGAGAAGAUCCCUGUUGUCAGUAGGAACCUGCAGAACCUUUAUUUACAAGCCAAUGAAAUCAAAGAGUUCUCCCUGCGCAGCUUCUGCGGCGCAAUCGACAUGACCAACUUCUCCAGGCUGAGGAUGCUGCGCCUGGACGCCAACGAAAUAAGUGCCAGAGACAUUCCUGCCGAAGCGGCCUACUGUUUGCGGCGCGUCGCCUUCAUUGACGUGUAGAUCGCGGAUGAGUCUCGACUUAUCUUAUCUA